This is a messenger RNA of Mustela erminea (ermine), 3033 nucleotides long. It is a transcript of the gene PLOD2, whose product is annotated as procollagen-lysine,2-oxoglutarate 5-dioxygenase 2. Lineage: Eukaryota; Metazoa; Chordata; Mammalia; Carnivora; Mustelidae. The coding region runs from base 541 to 2817 and encodes 758 amino acids. The record is from RefSeq and is a predicted model, not a curated record. Gene Ontology annotation, cellular component: endoplasmic reticulum. Gene Ontology annotation, molecular function: procollagen-lysine 5-dioxygenase activity; L-ascorbic acid binding; iron ion binding. Gene Ontology annotation, biological process: peptidyl-lysine hydroxylation. The transcript is spliced from 20 exons.
UGCUGAGGCAGCAGAGCAGGGGCGGGGAGCACCGCCCGCCAGCCUCCCCGCGGCUCCUCCCCACUCUCCCAGGCCCACUCCCAAACUUAAGCACACGCUCCCCUGUUCCAGCCAGAAGCCCUGCGUGAGCCUCUACACGUAGCCGCAGACAGCUCCUUAAAUAGGUCGGAGUUGAGCAAACAAUCCCAGACGUAGGGCCGGGGAAGGCGAGCGGAGGCGACCGCACCGGCGCGGCGGGUCAGCCGGCGGCCAAUAGCCGGGGUGCGGCCCGCCCUGUCGCCUCCCCCUCGGGGAGCCUAUAACUUGCCCGCAGCGGCCGGGGGGCGCCCACUCCUGCGCGCCUCCGCGACGGCUUCAUUCCGGCCGGCCGCCCGCCCGCCGCUCCAGCCACCCGCCGCGCCUCCGCCGCGCGCACUUGGCACAGGGGUCCCGCCCGUAGUCGUCGCCCCGGGCGGACCGGGGUCCCUGCGCUCUCGCGAGAAGUGAGCCGCCGCUGGGCGGUCGGGGCGCCGGAGCCGGCGCGGGCUCUCCAGGCCGAAGAUGGGGUGCUGCGGGGUGAAGCUGCAGCUGCUGCUGCUGGAGCUGCUGUUCCAGCUCUGGAGUCCCUGCCUGGGCGCAGACUCGGAGAAGGCUCCCAGCAUCCGCACAGAUAAAUUACUAGUCAUAACUGUAGCAACGAAAGAAAGUGAUGGAUUCCAUCGAUUUAUGCAAUCUGCCAAAUACUUCAAUUAUACUGUGAAGGUCCUUGGUCAAGGAGAAGAGUGGAGAGGUGGUGAUGGAAUUAAUAGUAUUGGAGGGGGCCAGAAAGUGAGAUUAAUGAAAGAAGUCAUGGAACAUUAUGCCAAUCAAGAGGAUUUGGUUAUUUUGUUUACUGAAUGCUUUAAUGUCAUAUUUGCUGGUGGUCCAGAAGAAGUUCUAAAAAAGUUCCAAAAGUCAAACCACAAAGUUGUGUUUGCAGCAGAUGGAAUUCUGUGGCCAGAUAAAAGACUAGCAGACAAGUAUCCCAUUGUGCACAUUGGGAAACGCUACCUGAAUUCGGGAGGAUUUAUUGGUUAUGCUCCAUAUAUCAACAAGAUUGUUCAACAAUGGAAUCUCCAGGACAAUGAUGAUGAUCAGCUAUUUUACACCAAAAUUUACAUUGAUCCACUGAAGAGGGAAGCUAUUAACAUCACAUUGGAUCACAAAUGCAAAAUUUUCCAGGCUUUAAACGGAGCUGUAGAUGAAGUUGUUUUGAGAUUUGAAAAUGGCAAAGCCAGAGCUAAGAAUGUAUUUUAUGAAACCUUACCAGUGGCAAUUAAUGGAAAUGGACCCACCAAGAUUCUCCUGAACUAUUUUGGAAACUAUGUACCAAAUGCAUGGACGCAGGAUAAUGGCUGCACUCUUUGUGAUCUGGAUACCAUUGACUUAUCAACAGUAGAUGUCCAUCCAAAUGUAACAAUAGGAGUUUUUAUUGAACAACCAACCCCUUUCCUACCUCGAUUUCUGGACAUAUUGUUGACACUGGAUUACCCAAAAGACGCACUUAAACUCUUUAUUCAUAACAAAGAAGUUUAUCAUGAAAAGGACAUCAAAGUAUUUUUUGAUAAAGCUAAACGUGAAAUCAAUACUAUAAAAAUAGUAGGACCAGAAGAAAAUCUAAGUCAAGCUGAAGCCAGGAACAUGGGAAUGGAUUUUUGCCGUCAGGAUGAAAAUUGUGAUUAUUAUUUUAGUAUGGAUGCAGAUGUUGUUUUGACAAAUCCAAGGACCUUAAAAAUUUUGAUUGAACAAAACAGAAAGAUCAUUGCUCCUCUUGUAACUCGUCAUGGAAAGCUGUGGUCCAACUUCUGGGGAGCCUUGAGUCCUGAUGGAUACUAUGCCCGAUCUGAAGAUUAUGUGGAUAUUGUUCAAGGGAAUAGAGUAGGGAUAUGGAAUGUCCCAUACAUGGCUAAUGUGUACUUAAUUAAGGGAAAAACGCUUCGAUCAGAGAUGAAUGAAAGGAACUAUUUUGUUCGUGAUAAAUUGGAUCCUGAUAUGGCUCUGUGCCGAAAUGCUAGAGAAAUGACUUUACAAAGGGAAAAAGACUCCCCUACUCCGGAAACAUUCCAAAUGCUCAGCCCCCCAAAGGGUGUAUUUAUGUACAUUUCUAAUAGACAUGAAUUUGGAAGACUUUUAUCAACUGCUAAUUACAAUACUUCCCAUUAUAACAAUGACCUCUGGCAGAUUUUUGAAAAUCCUGUGGACUGGAAGGAAAAGUAUAUAAACCGUGAUUAUUCAAAGAUUUUCACCGAAAAUAUAGUUGAACAGCCUUGUCCAGAUGUCUUUUGGUUUCCCAUCUUUUCUGAAAAAGCCUGUGACGAAUUGGUGGAAGAAAUGGAGCAUUAUGGCCAGUGGUCUGGGGGGAAACAUCAUGAUAGCCGUAUAUCUGGUGGUUAUGAAAAUGUCCCAACCGAUGAUAUCCACAUGAAGCAAAUUGAUCUGGAGAAUGUAUGGCUUCAUUUUAUCCGGGAGUUUAUUGCACCCGUUACACUGAAGGUCUUUGCAGGUUAUUAUACGAAGGGGUUUGCACUAUUGAAUUUUGUAGUAAAAUACUCCCCUGAAAGACAGCGCUCUCUUCGCCCUCAUCAUGACGCAUCUACAUUUACCAUCAACAUUGCACUCAAUAACGUGGGAGAAGAUUUUCAGGGAGGUGGAUGCAAAUUUCUAAGGUACAAUUGCUCUAUUGAAUCACCCAGAAAAGGCUGGAGUUUCAUGCAUCCAGGGAGACUCACACAUUUGCAUGAAGGACUUCCUGUUAAAAAUGGAACAAGAUACAUUGCAGUGUCAUUUAUAGACCCCUAAGUUAUUUGCUUUUCAUUGAAUUGAAUUUUCUUUUGGAAUGGACGGACAUGUCUUUGAAGUUGUGCUUGAGAAGAUGAGAGGAAUAUUUAAAUAACUUCAACAGAACAACUUCACUUUGGGCCAAACAUUUGAAAAACUUUUUUGUAAAAAAAUUGUUUGAUAUUUCUUAAUGUCUGCUCUGAGCCUUAAAACACAGAUUGAAGAAGAAAAGAAAGA